AUGCUCAGAGCUCACUCUUUCCUGAGUACUUGGACCCAGAAAAGAAGCAUGAAGUGGCUUGGGAUCCUUGGGCUGGUGGCCCUCUCAGAGUGCCUAGUCAUAAUCCCUCUAACAAAGAUGAAGACCAUGCGAGAAACCCUCAGGGAAAAAAACUUGCUGACAAACUUCCUGUUGAAUAACAAUGACGACAGGUCCCAGAAUGUCGCUCAUGACCCAAAAUUGUCUCUUCAUCCCCUGAGGAACUACCUGGAUCUAGCCUAUGUCGGCAACAUCAGCAUUGGAACGCCCCCUCAGCAGUUCAAGGUCGUCUUUGACACCGGCUCAGCUGACUUGUGGGUGCCUUCCACCUACUGCGACAGUGUCCCCUGCUAUACACACAAUGUCUUCAACCCUCACGUGUCCACCACCUUCCGGCUCUCGGGCAUGCCCGUCGACCUCACCUACGGCUCCGGGAGGAUGGUUGGAUUUCUUGGCUACGACACUGUUCGGAUCGGGAAACUUGUCGAUGUGGUCCAGCCGUUUGCCCUGAGCAAGUCACAGUUUGGGAUGGAGGAUGCACCCUUUGAUGGCAUCCUGGGCUUGGGCUACCGCAGCCUCGCCAUCCAAGGGACCACCCCUGUCUUCGACAACCUGAAGAGACGAGGCGUCAUUUCUCAGCCUGUCUUUGCCUUCUACUUGAGCACCCAGAAGGAGAAUGGCAGCAUGUUGAUGUUGGGUGGGGUGGACCACAGAUACCACAAAGGAAAGCUCCAGUGGAUACCAGUGUCCCAACCCCACUACUGGCAGAUAACCAUGAACCGCAUCACCAUGAACGGUGUGGUUUUUGGUUGUUUCCGCGGCUGCCAGGCCAUUUUGGAUACCGGGACCUCGCUGGUGCUCGGCCCGAGCCGACUGGUCACCGCCAUCCAGAUGCUCAUCAGCGCCAGCCCUGUCGGUCACGAGUAUGCAGUUUCAUGCAGCUACGUGGCUCGCCUGCCUACCAUCAUCUUCAGCAUCAACGGCAACGACUACCCGCUGCCUCCACAAGCCUACAUCAGAAAGAACCUUCGGGGCCAAUGCUUCAGCAACUUUGGAGGGGGCACAGAGAACAUGAGCCACUCGGAGACCUGGAUCCUGGGCGACGUCUUCCUGAGGCUGUAUUUCUCGGUUUACGAUCGGGGAAACAACAGGGUUGGCCUGGCUCCCGCAGUGUAAAGGCUGGGGCCGCUUCAGCAGUCAGGCCCCCUCCAAACACACACUCACUCGCACGUAGGGCACUCCCGCCCAGGGAUGGCGG
This is a messenger RNA of Delphinapterus leucas (beluga whale), 1276 nucleotides long. Its product is annotated as pregnancy-associated glycoprotein 2-like. NCBI's taxonomy places the organism in Eukaryota, Metazoa, Chordata, Mammalia, Artiodactyla, Monodontidae. Gene Ontology annotation, biological process: proteolysis. The record is from RefSeq and is a predicted model, not a curated record. Gene Ontology annotation, molecular function: aspartic-type endopeptidase activity.